UGCUCCUCUUGGCAACCGAACGGCCAGGGGAGGAUCAGGAUGACCGGGCGGCCGAGAUAAGGACCACAUGAAGUUUCCCGCAUUACCUCACCCGAUUAGGAAAGGAGCAGAGAGAGACGCAGAGCGAGGGAGAGAGGGGUCAUGCUGGGAGGAACUGAGCGGUCGGUCGGGGAAGAGCCCAGAGCCUGCAGUGUUCGCCAGCGGGCUGAUGGGUCUGGGUGGAUGCGGGGCUUCCUCCUGAGGAGCUUCGGAUUAACCAGACAGAACCGAGCCGGACCAGGAAGAGACGUGAUGAGUACUUUCAGCUGUUAGAAUCAGUAGCUUCUUUUGAGAACCAGAUCAGGCUUUAAAGAUGAGAAGAUGAAAAGAUGACCUGGGGUCAGGUGCUUUGUUGUGCUUUCACUGAAUUACCUACUAGACAGUAUGAACUUUCCUCACAGCAGCCUGCUGCGGUCUAAAGCAAACCUCAAUCCGGCCAAUGAAAACACACCGAGCCACGGUGAUUUAAGUCCUCCCAACGUGCUGGGAGUCUGCUGCGGCUCUCCAGCAGAACCCAUGGCGGUCAACCCUCUGGAAGGGCUCAUGUCGGUGACCGUGAACCAGCAGCUGGUGCAUCAGAGCCCCGCUGCAGCAGCCGACCACCCAGCAGCCCCACAGGGACACAGGGAGAGCGCCACCAGCAGCCGCCAGGAGCCCAGGAAGUGGGAGCAGACCGUGUGUGGGUCCAGGUUCAGCUCGGCUCCUGCCUGUGGCCCCGUGGUCCAGAGCAGGCCCCCACGCGCCCAGCACUCUCCAGAAAACGCAGCGCGAGAGAGGAGCCGCGUGCGCAACCUGCGGCAGGCCUUCCACAGCCUGCAGGCAGCUCUGCCUUCAGUCCCACCCGACACCAAGCUGUCCAAGCUGGAUGUCCUGGUCCUGGCUACUAACUACAUAGCAUACCUGACUGAGACGUUGGACCAGGACGGGGCGGUGGCAGAGCACGCUGCCCCCUCCAGGCCGGGCGGAUACCUGCAUCCUGUCAAAAAGUGGCCCAUGCGUUCCCUGCUCUACUGUGGCACUGUUGGAGAUCUGCUGUCAGCCAAUCAGAGGCCUCGGCACGGCCACGACCCGGCCCAACCUCUGACCCCCGACGAACAGCGGUAACCCGAUUCCAGGCUAUUUCAUCAAUCUAGUCUUCAGUCGCCCUGAUGAGAUCAGGAGGAAAAAACUCAGUUGUUUAAUAACAGAAAAAAAAUCAGCUUUUUAAUAAUCAUUUAUUCAACUUUUCUCAGUCCUUGCACUAGACCUGGAUUUACGUCCUCCAUCGUUCUGACUGCCUGUGUGCAGAUUUGAUCUGUUUCCACAUGUAUUUAAACCUACUGAUCAUUUUCACAUUUUGUCACAUAAACACAAAGUUCAAUGUAUUUUAUUAGGACAUGAUGUGAUUUUAUGUAUGAUGUAUGUUUCUUAUUUUUUAUUGUAAAAAAUUCAAUAAAAAAUGAAAACCACACAGCAAAAUCUUAAAAUCUUACCAAGUAUUUAUGUCUAGUUUUGUAGUCCAAAUAUCUUAGUUCAUUUAAAUAAGAAUAAACUAAUUCACAAGUAACUUUUCACCAAGAUAUAGGGGCUUGUUUUCAGCAAAUCAUUUCCUAAUUUUGAUUUUUAAUAAAGUUUAUAAUUUCACCUGGGAGAUUAGUUCACCUUUGACUUUAUGGUGUAUUUUGUUGACUGCAUAGUGUUUUUAUGACUUUGUAUUUUUGUGUUUUUAUGACGUAAAGAACUUUGAAUUGUCUUAUUGCUGAAAUGUGCUGUACUAAUAAACUAGACUGAUAACAUGGGGAAAAUAUCUGGUGUAAAGUGUAAAAGUGAUUUGCCAGUGCAAACUAGUAUUUUAUAUUUAUGUUCGAUGAUUAUUGACUCAAAACGAGCUCCUGUCCCUUGUCGAAAAGUUUAUCGUAAUUUUUCUCUGAACUGAAGUGCAGUAAGAUAUCUGUAUCAGAGACAAGACAAAAAAAAAGAACUUGGUAAGGUUUGUAGUUUUUACAAAGUGUUUUCAUUUCUAUUCAUCUUAUCACAGAAAAUCCUGAUAAAAUACAGCAAAGUUUUUGGAUGUAAUGUCACAAUGUGAAAAGAUUAACGGGGGCAUCCAGAUUUUGCAGAGCAGUGUAUGUAGAUGUAAACGCACGCGCGCACACACACACACACACACACACACACACACACACACACACACACACACACACACACACACACACACACACACACCAUAACAUGAUUUAAAUUUACACUUGUUUGAAAGUUUUCUUCUAUUCAAGGUACAAGCACCAGACUGUCAGGAAGGGGUUUGAUAUGAGGAAAUAAAAAGUCUGAAUCUCUUGACUAAUUACUCCACAAAUCACAACAUGAAGGAACAGUGUGUAACCAAUUAUCCUGAUUUAAGGUCUUUUCAGAUUCUUUCUGUAAGCACUUGGACAUCUGUGUGCUUUUUUUUAAUGAAAUAAAAUGUAUUUCAUUGCCAA
Molecule: messenger RNA, 2498 nt
Organism: Poeciliopsis prolifica (blackstripe livebearer)
Lineage: Eukaryota; Metazoa; Chordata; Actinopteri; Cyprinodontiformes; Poeciliidae
Product: transcription factor 24-like
Exons: 4
Coding region: 424-1143 (239 amino acids)
Biological process (GO): regulation of transcription by RNA polymerase II; developmental process
Molecular function (GO): protein dimerization activity; DNA-binding transcription factor activity, RNA polymerase II-specific; RNA polymerase II transcription regulatory region sequence-specific DNA binding
Source: RefSeq, a predicted model, not a curated record